Molecule: messenger RNA, 1719 nt
Organism: Thunnus maccoyii (southern bluefin tuna)
Lineage: Eukaryota; Metazoa; Chordata; Actinopteri; Scombriformes; Scombridae
Gene: chmp3
Product: charged multivesicular body protein 3
Exons: 6
Coding region: 120-782 (220 amino acids)
Biological process (GO): endosome transport via multivesicular body sorting pathway; protein transport; late endosome to vacuole transport
Cellular component (GO): multivesicular body; ESCRT III complex
Source: RefSeq, a predicted model, not a curated record
ACUCAGCCCGAGCACUCCGAGCCCAGCACGCGACACAGGAAGUGCUGGUUGAUCAAGCUGAGCUAGCCAGCUAGGUUUUAGUCAGGUAGGUUAGCUUGGCAUUUAACGAAGUAGUCACAAUGGGGCUGUUCGGCAGAACACCGGAUAAACCACCAAAGGAUCUGAUCAAUGAAUGGUCUCAAAAGAUCAGGAAGGAAAUGAGAGUGAUUGACAGACAAAUUCGAGAUAUUCAAAGAGAAGAAGAAAAAGUUAAAAGGUCCAUCAAAGACGCUGCCAAAAAGGGACAAAAGGAUGUGUGCAUCAUCCUUGCAAAGGAGAUGAUUCAGUCGAAACGAGCUGUCUCAAAACUUUACGCUUCGAAAGCCCAGAUGAACUCUGUGCUACUCAGCAUGAAGAAUCAGCUUUCUGUACUGCGUGUAGCUGGAGCCCUGCAGAAGAGCACAGAGGUCAUGAAAGCCAUGCAGAGCCUUGUCAAGAUCCCAGAGAUCCAGGCCACCAUGAGGGAGCUAUCAAAGGAGAUGAUGAAGGCCGGCAUCAUUGAGGAAAUGCUAGAAGACACAUUUGAGAGCAUGGAAGAUGGAGAGGAGAUGGAGGAAGCAGCGGAGGAGGAAGUGGACAAGAUCCUCUUUGAGAUCACAGCAGGCGCCCUUGGCAAAGCACCGAGCAAAGUCACAGACGCCCUGCCUGAAAUGGAGCCCCCCGGAGCCGCUGCGGCCUCAGAUGAUGAGUCAGAGGAGGACAUUGAAGCGAUGCAGUCGAGACUGGCAGCUCUGAGGAGCUAAGGUGAACUUCCACUGUUCUGUCAAAGUCUGUUUGCUUACUCCAUGUAAGGACAGAGACAAUUUUGGUGCAGAGUUUACAGCUCUGAGCGUCCUCCCUCUUUGCUUCAUAUUAUAAUUAUUUCACAUAAUCAUUUGGGGUUAACGUUGUGCUACGAGAGUUAAUGUCUUUAAAAAGACAAGUUUUUUUUAUAGAACGUUUGGUCUACUCAGCCAGAAGAAACAUGUUUUUGUUUCGUUGGGUUUUUUUUUUUUGCUUUUUGUCUUUUAUUAUCAGGGGUAACCCUAGGUAAGUCUAUUAUCCAAAGUCAAACAGAAGGUUUAAGAAAGUGUAUAUAAUGUAUGUAUGUAUGAAAAGCCUGCUGUGCCUACAGUGCUUCAUCAUAUUCUUCUUCUGUCCUAAGUUAUGGACUCCUGGUGGACGUACUUUGGUAUUUAUGUUCCAAACAAGUGAUUGAGUAACUGUUGAUGGAAACCAUCCUGCAGAAAUGUUCAGUGCAAAUCGCAUCAUCCUAGAUCAUUAUUCAGCAGUAGAUCUAAUCUGUUACAAUAUAUUUUGUACGCAACAGCUGUUCUGUUAACCAGUAAUUAGCCUACAUUUUCUAAAACACUAGAGGUGAUGGGUGGAUUUUUCUUUUUGAUAGUUAAUUUUCUGUACAGUCAAAAUGUAUCUCUACUAAAUGUGGUUCUACAUGUAUAGUACACUUAUCAGAAAAAUGCACACAUACUGCCCUAACCUUUCGUUUGUUUGUUUUUGCAUUAACAUUCAGCUUGUUAAAUGUUUGACUUUGUAUCAUGAUUGAUUUCCUUCUCAGCAGGAAGAUGCAAAGGAAAUGGAAAGCUUGGUUAGUGCAGGACAUAUGUGUUGUGGAAGUAUUGUGUGUAUAAUUUUUCUAUGUGAGUGGGGACGAAAUAAUGAAAUAAAACUUUUAAGAACAAA